Mollisia scopiformis is the source of this 1395-nucleotide messenger RNA. Its product is annotated as ubiquitin carboxyl-terminal hydrolase. The record is from RefSeq and is a predicted model, not a curated record. Gene Ontology annotation, cellular component: cytoplasm. NCBI's taxonomy places the organism in Eukaryota, Fungi, Ascomycota, Leotiomycetes, Helotiales, Mollisiaceae. The transcript has 2 exons. Gene Ontology annotation, biological process: ubiquitin-dependent protein catabolic process; protein deubiquitination. Gene Ontology annotation, molecular function: cysteine-type deubiquitinase activity. The coding region runs from base 442 to 1197 and encodes 251 amino acids.
AAAAAGUUGAUUUGUCAAGUAUCUAAGAUCUGAUUAUGUUAUAUACCAUUAAUUUUUGAGAAUCGAUAUCGUAGUGAUGAUAAAUAUUAUUGUGGGAGCAAGGGAUCUAUUUCGUCCGGGUUUCUUUGUCCGCGAGUAUGGCCCCUUCCAUUUCAGACUCACAAACUCUCAAUAAGUACAGACUGCGGUGUCUCAUUCACUUUUCAACAGCUGACUUUUGCAUCAAAAUCAUAUGCAAGGUGCUUUUGAUCUGUAGAAACAAUGAUCCUCAAAAUCACCCCACUCAGCCUCGUCGUCGCAAGCACAGUUGCCUAGCCUCACCCCGCAUUCACAGCCUCGUCAACAAGGCUUCUCCUUCUCCUUCUCCUUCUCCUUUUCCCCUCAAAUAUUCACAACCACCUCUCAAACUUCCCAAGAGAAAGCCAACUUUCAACACCCAAGAUGCCGAUCCCUUCCCGUAUCGUCGAUGGGAAAAAGACCUUCACGAUGCUCGAAAACAACCCCUCAGUAAUGACGCCCCUAGCCCACAAACUUGGCCUCUCUCAAGACUUUGAAUUCUACGAUGUCUACUCACUUACCGAACCCUCGCUCCUCUCCAUGAUUCCUCGACCUGUUCUUGCUCUCCUGGUUAUUAUCCCCUGGACGCUUGCUUGGCACGAGAACAGGGUCGCUGAAGAUGCUGAUAAAGGAGUCUACGAAGGGAAGGGGGAGGAAGAGCCAGUCGUUUGGUUUACACAGACAAUUGGACAUGCGUGCGGCAGUAUUGGGUUGACGCAUUGUUUGAUGAACGGUCCUGCGAAGGAACAUAUUUCACCCGGCUCCAUCAUGGCGAGAUUGAGGGAACAAGCUAUUCCGCUAGGGAUGGCAGACAGGGCGAAGGUACUUUACGAUUCGAAGGAGUUUGAAGACGAGCAUCAGUCUGUUGCUGACGUGGGGGAUACUGCUCCUCCGGCGACGGAGGAUGAGGAGAGAUCGGGUGGGCAUUUUGUCGCGUUUGUGAAGGAGGGUGGCAGGUUGUGGGAAUUGGAGGGGAGUAGGAAGGGGCCUCUGGACAGAGGACCGCUAGGAGAGGAUGAAGAUGUCUUGAGUGAGAAGGCCAUUGCGAUGGGGUUGGGCAGAGUCAUUGAGUUGGUGAAGAAUGCUGGAGGAAAUGAUUUGAGGUUCAGCUGCAUUGCACUUGCGGCAAAGGAGGUCUGAGAAAUCCACACAAGAUCCGGAGACAUAGAUGUCGACUUACAGAGAGACGAAUCAAAGAAAAUGGGAAGUUUGAAAUGGGCGUGAGGGGUAGCAUUAUGGAGCUACAUAUUUCGAACUCGAUAUUCUCAUUGCAGCAGCCAGUCGACAGUCAUAUUUCUUAUCUCUCAUGAACAAUUCCCUACCGAGAUGGCCAAUCUU